CUGCUAAUGAUAAUAAUGAUGAUGAAAGGAAGCAAUCAGUGAUUAUGGGGUGUUACCCGUUAGGUGGGGGGCUGAGGAAAAAAUAAUAUUACCACUACUUAAGUAAAGGCUUCCCCAAGCUUCUUCGGCUUGGAAAAGGUGGAAACGGUGGAAAGCACGCGUUCAUAUAAACCCCCCUCUCCUCCCUCAAAUCAACUCUUUAGAAAUUCUAUUUAAUAGAAGCUUCCUUCGGGAAACGACCAAGGACACGCCCACCACCUUCGUUUUUCUCAUUAGAAAAAUCUCUCUCUCUCUCUCUCUCUCUCAUCAUUUUCCUCGAGGAAGAGAAAAAGAUUAUUGUUUUGAUGUUUUCUUCUCUCUCAUCUUGUUUUUUUUUUUUUUGCUUUUGGAAAGAUUGACACUAGUGGAGGCCUGGAGGGGCUGCUUUUUGCUUUAAUUUAAGGGACUUGUUUCUCAAAAUUUCUAGAACCCAACAGUAUCGUUUUCUUUUGGUUUUCAUCUUGAUCCUCGUCCUCCCUUUAUAAGUAGUCUUUGUUAAUUUUCUCAUUCAGGACCACUGGUCAGAAAGUUAUGGUCUUGUUUAGAUUCCAAAAACCAGGGAGUUCGUCCUGUUAACUCAUGGAAACUGAUACAAGCAAACGCUGUGACAACCUUCUUCACUCUCACUUCUUCCUCUCUGGGUUCUAUUGCUGGGGUUGGGAAUUCUUGACCGCUCUUCUUCUCUUUAGUUGUUCUGUCUAAACACAACGUAUCCUCAACAUCUUUAACGCCGUUUGUUCUACUUUUGUUUCUCUUGUGAUAAUAAUUCUUUGUUAGAUUUUCUUUCGUUUUUACGUAUUCUGGGGAAGGGUUUGGUGAAUCGGAGCGGGUAAAAGAAGAAACAGAAAUGGCGCAAAGGUCAGUUCCGGCUCCGUUCUUGACGAAAACGUACCAGCUGGUGGAUAAUCCGAUCACCGACGAUGUGAUUUCAUGGAAUGAAAAGGGAACGUCCUUUAUCGUUUGGAAAACUGCUGAUUUUGCUAAGGAUUUGCUACCCAAUUAUUUCAAGCACAACAACUUUUCUAGCUUCGUUCGGCAGCUCAACACUUACGGAUUUCGAAAAGUUGUUUCCGACAAAUGGGAAUUCGCGAACGAGAACUUCAAGCGAGGGCAAAAAGAGCUGUUGUCCGAAAUCCGUCGUCGAAAGACGGUGACAUCAUCAUUGGCUAAUACUCCGGAGAAUGGGAAAACAUCUGGUGGUGGAACUUCCUCCCCGACUAACUCUGGAGAGGACCUAGGGUCCACUUCCACGUCAUCACCGGACUCGAAGAAUCCGGGAUCGGUGGAAAUUAAGCCAGAGGAUAUGAAUCAGUUAGCCGAUUUAUCAGAUAAGAACGAGAAACUGAAAAAAGAUAACGAGAAGUUGAGCUCGGAGCUGGCCCAGGCGAAGAAGCAAUGCGACAAACUGGUCGCGUUUUUAACUGAAUGCGUGAGGGUAGGGCCAGAUCAGAUCGAUCGCAUCAUGCGGCAAGGAAGCUGUGGGUCCACCCAUGAUGGCGAUGAUCGUGGCCGUAGCUUCGGUGCUGAUGAAGAUGAUGAUGAUGAAAAAAGCGGCGAAGAAGGUAGCCGAAGUUUGAAACUGUUUGGGGUUUGGUUGAAAGGCGCGGAAAAAAAGAGGGCCCGCGAGGAGAAAAUCGUGUACGAUAGGCCACGCGCUAAGGAGAUGAAGACCGUAGAUUGUCGCGACGUGCCUUUAGCAGUAAAGAGCGGCAAGGUUUGCAACUGACCAAUCAACGGUCGACACGAUAGCAAGAAACUUCCAUGCUAGUUGCUUUCAUAUAAUUAGGAAUAAGUAAGGUUUUCUUUUGUAUAUAAAAUGUAGUAAUAACGAUGGCUUUGUCAGUUAGUCAGCAAUUGUGGGAGGCAAAGAUCAAAGGCAAAUGGGUCUUUGCCUUCCUCCUCCCAUCUUCAAUGUUGCAAAAUUACACAUUUGUAAAAUGUCUCCUUUGAAGAUUA
This is a messenger RNA of Durio zibethinus, 1995 nucleotides long. Its product is annotated as heat shock factor protein HSF24-like. The record is from RefSeq and is a predicted model, not a curated record. Gene Ontology annotation, molecular function: RNA polymerase II cis-regulatory region sequence-specific DNA binding; DNA-binding transcription factor activity. Gene Ontology annotation, cellular component: nucleus. NCBI's taxonomy places the organism in Eukaryota, Viridiplantae, Streptophyta, Magnoliopsida, Malvales, Malvaceae. Gene Ontology annotation, biological process: regulation of transcription by RNA polymerase II.